This is a messenger RNA of Hydractinia symbiolongicarpus, 1832 nucleotides long. RefSeq lists its product as uncharacterized. The record is from RefSeq and is a predicted model, not a curated record. Lineage: Eukaryota; Metazoa; Cnidaria; Hydrozoa; Anthoathecata; Hydractiniidae. The transcript has 5 exons. The coding region runs from base 40 to 984 and encodes 314 amino acids.
CAAGCAUAUUGCACAACAAGAUAAAUUGGACAACAAAACAUGGCUAGUUUCACACUGCAAAGACUGAGUAUCGCGUUGAAUGUGAUAUUCUUCGUGCUACUCGUCGUAAUGAUGAUUUACUAUGAAACCAGAGGCGAUAGCAGAAAUUUAAAGUUUCCUCAAAGACAUCAGUUUCUCUACUCCGUCUUUAAAAAAGAUGACAAUGCAAGAUUCACAACUAGUCCGCCAAAACAAGGUAUUAAAGUUAUGCCUGCUUCAGCUACUCUUCCCAAAAGUUUGACCAAUCCUUCGUCAUCAGGAUUUAACAUAACUAAUAACGGCACAAAUAAUAUGGCGUCAUUCAUAACAGCAACAGGAUGUUCAAAUUGCGUCGCGGCUGAAGAAGAUUUUUUCCAAUUCUCAACAUUUUUACAAGGAACAAACACGAAAGGAAAUGAACUCAAGAAUAAUAUAGAGGUUUUGCGAUGUUAUCUUGCUGACAUUUUACCUGAUAAUAAGUUAGACGAUAAGAGUACAGCUGCUUGUAGUAACCACCAAGGAACAACUUUUACGUUUCGGGAUCAAGUCCUAUUUAAGAAUAUCAGAAAUUAUAACAACAACGACACGGUUUCGUUAUCCCAAAUGUCACAACUUCUGCAACAAUUUAUUCCAAGUUUAAUUCUCAUGGAAGCAUACGAAAAAGAUGUAUUGAAAAACAAAACAAGAGUUGCAUUUCCAGAACGAUUAUCUAAAAUAAAAAAAGGACUGGUCAAAUUUACAGCAUACAUGCGCACUAUAAGAAAGAAUCUGUUGAAAUGCGAAUGUAUCUACAAUCUAAGCUACGAGAAAAAAAUUGGUCAAAUAGUUUUGGAAUUUGAUGAUCCAAUUUUUACUCAACUCAACACGAGCAUGGUAGAAAGAGAAUUAGCAAUCAUGAAGCAGUUGGAGAUGACUAUUCAGUUAGUCAAAGAGAUCCUUGGACAUCGUAGACGCUGUUUGCGGUGAAGUUGUUGAGUUGAGCUUUUAUUUUCUAAACAAGAUCGUAUGAUCGACAUUGGUUUUUGGCAAAAUAACUUUGUUGGAUAAUAAACGUAAUGUAUGCACCUAUAUUCUCAUUUAAUUCCUACUCACGAGAUAAUGGAGACAUGUUGUUAAGUUUUGCUGCUCAAUGUAUUGGGAAUACCUAAAAAUUUAAGUUCUUUGUAAAAAUAUCUAGUUGGUAUGUACGAUCUGCUUACAACCUCCGUUCACAGUAAUGAAGUCUAUUGACAAAAAUUUUUCUAUUUAAAAGAAGUAAUAAUUUAUAUAAUUGAAGACUGUUGUAUUUAUAUAUUUAUAAGCUUUUGGAAAUUUGAAUGGAGAGUAUAGCACAUAAUUUUUUAGUCAAUAUUUUUUUACGACGCAUUAUAUAUUAGUAGUUGCCAUAUAUUUAUUAAAUCCCAUUAUUUGUUUGUAUUGUUUUGUAUUGUUUUGUAUUUAUGCUAAAAAUUGUUCUAUAACAUUUACUGAGUCAUUUUUUGUGUUUUGAUAUCAAGGUUAGUUAUGAAUCAAAUCAAAUAAAAGGGAAAGUUAAGCACCAACAUAGACAGUCCAUCACUACGUCCAACUUACUAAAUGCCUGGUUUUUAUUUGUAAAGUGCGUAGAUAGUGCUGCUCUUUUUGAGCUUUCUAGUGUCCUAUUGUCUUUUUAUCGCAACUUCUUGACCUUAUUUGGGAAGUUUGUAUUGUUUGAGAGCUACUCUUGGGAGGCAAUUUCUAAAGGGAAUAUCAUUAUGUUGCCGUUCUUAAUUCUACAAUGUUUUAUUGUAUUGAGAACGACAGCUAUCAUAAAAUCCCAUUUAAGGCAAGUAAGA